Molecule: messenger RNA, 1002 nt
Organism: Pteropus alecto (black flying fox)
Lineage: Eukaryota; Metazoa; Chordata; Mammalia; Chiroptera; Pteropodidae
Gene: MAGEB17
Product: MAGE family member B17
Exons: 1
Coding region: 1-1002 (333 amino acids)
Biological process (GO): negative regulation of transcription by RNA polymerase II
Cellular component (GO): nucleus
Source: RefSeq, a predicted model, not a curated record
AUGCCUCGUGGUCAGAAGAGUAAGCUCCGUGCCCGUGAGAAACGCCGUCAGGCCCAGAGUAAGGCCCAGGCUCUCGGUGCUCAAGCUGCUUCAGCAGGGGAAGGAGAGUCUCCCUCCUCCUCGCCUGGGUCUGGAGGCGCUUCCCCCAGCACCCUUGCUGAAGGCUCUCCCCAGAAGUCAGAGAGAGGUGCAGCCGCCAGUUCUGCUGCAGCAAUUUCCUGUGCGAGUUCUGGUGAAAGUGCCAUGAGCCAAGCGGAGGGAAGUCCAAGUUCCUCCCGGGCCGUGCCCUCCUCAGAGAGCUCCAGCAAAGAUCCUCUGACCAGGAAAGUAGGCAUGUUGGUGCAGGUUCUGCUGCACAAAUAUAAAAUGAAAGAGCCCAUCACAAAGGCAGAAAUGCUGAAGAUUAUCAACAAGAAGUACAAGGAACACUUUCCUGAAAUCCUCAGGAGAGUCACUGAGCGCAUGGAGCUGGUCUUUGGCCUUGACCUGAAGGAAGUCGACCCCAGCAAUCACUUGUAUGUCCUUUUCAGCCAACUAGACCUUCCCGACGACGAGAAUACGAGCGAAGGCAUGAGCUUUCCGAAAAAUGGGCUCCUGAUGCCUCUCCUGGGCGUGAUCUUCCUGAAUGGCAACCGCGCCACUGAAGAAGAGAUGUGGGAAUUCCUGAAUGUGUUGGGGCUCUAUGCUGGGAGAAGGCACUUCAUCUUCGGGGAGCCCAGGAAGCUCAUCACCAAAGAUUUGGUACAGCAACAGUACCUGGAGUACCGCCAGGUGUCCGGCAGCGAUCCUCCACGCUUCGAGUUCCUGUGGGGCCCGAGAGCCUAUGCUGAGACCACCAAAAUGAAAGUCCUGGAGUUUUGGGCCAAAGCCAAUGAUACGGUCCCCAGCGCCUUCCAGGCCCGGUAUGAGGAAGCCGUGCGAGAUGAGGAAGAGCGAGCUCUAGCCAGAGCUACAGCCAGGGCCCUCUCCCGGGCCAUGUCCAGGAGGUCUUCCCAGCGCUAG